Molecule: messenger RNA, 1275 nt
Organism: Protopterus annectens (West African lungfish)
Lineage: Eukaryota; Metazoa; Chordata; Ceratodontiformes; Protopteridae
Product: NADH-ubiquinone oxidoreductase chain 5-like
Exons: 2
Coding region: 1-1275 (424 amino acids)
Source: RefSeq, a predicted model, not a curated record
AUGAUGUUGUUCCAGGAAAUCUCCAUAUUUGUUGCUAUAUUUGUAUUUGUUGCUAUAUUUGUAUCUGUUGCUAUAUUUGUAUGUGUUGCUAUAUUUGUAUUUGUUGCUAUAUUUGUAUUUGUUGCUAUAUUUAUAUUUGUUGCUAUAUUUGUAUUUGUUGCUAUAUUUAUAUUUGUUGCUAUAUUUGUAUGUGUUGCUAUAUUUGUAUGUGUUGCUAUAUUUGUUGCUAUAUUUGUAUUUGUUGCUAUAUUUGUAUGUGUUGCUAUAUUUAUAUUUGUUGCUAUAUUUGUAUUUGUUGCUAUAUUUGUAUGUGUUGCUAUAUUUGUUGCUAUAUUUGUAUUUGUUGCUAUAUUUGUAUGUGUUGCUAUAUUUGUAUUUGUUGCUAUAUUUGUAUGUGUUGCUAUAUUUGUUGCUAUAUUUGUAUGUGUUGCUAUAUUUAUAUUUGUUGCUAUAUUUGUAUUUGUUGCUAUAUUUGUAUGUGUUGCUAUAUUUGUAUUUGUUGCUAUAUUUAUAUUUGUUGCUAUAUUUGUAUGUGUUGCUAUAUUUGUAUUUGUUGCUAUAUUUAUAUUUGUUGCUAUAUUUGUAUUUGUUGCUAUAUUUGUAUGUGUUGCUAUAUUUGUAUUUGUUGCUAUAUUUAUAUUUGUUGCUAUAUUUGUAUUUGUUGCUAUAUUUGUAUUUGUUGCUAUAUUUGUAUGUGUUGCUAUAUUUGUAUUUGUUGCUAUAUUUGUAUUUGUUGCUAUAUUUGUAUUUGUUGCUAUAUUUGUAUGUGUUGCUAUAUUUGUUGCUAUAUUUGUAUUUGUUGCUAUAUUUGUAUGUGUUGCUAUAUUUGUAUUUGUUGCUAUAUUUGUAUUUGUUGCUAUAUUUGUAUGUGUUACUAUAUUUAUAUUUGUUGCUAUAUUUAUAUUUGUUGCUAUAUUUGUAUUUGUUGCUAUAUUUGUAUGUGUUGCUAUAUUUGUAUGUGUUGCUAUAUUUGUAUUUGUUGCUAUAUUUGUAUGUGUUGCUAUAUUUGUAUUUGUUGCUAUAUUUGUAUUUGUUGCUAUAUUUGUAUGUGUUGCUAUAUUUGUAUUUGUUGCUAUAUUUGUAUGUGUUGCUAUAUUUGUAUUUGUUGCUAUAUUUGUAUGUGUUGCUAUAUUUGUAUUUGUUGCUAUAUUUGUAUGUGUUGCUAUAUUUGUAUUUGUUGCUAUAUUUAUUGCAGUGAUUAUUCUGUGCUAUCCGGAAAAGGACAAAUCAGUUAUGCAGUUCUAUAGUGCAAGAGCUGAUCCUAACAACUGUUAA